AUGUCGGAUGUUAUGCCGUUAAAGUUUUGUACUGUGUGUGCUGCAAACAACAAUAGAUCGAUGGAAUCUCACAAGGUUCUGAGAGAUGCAGGGUACGAUGUUUGGUCGUAUGGUACCGGGUCUGCAGUGAGAUUACCGGGACUUUCUGAGGACAAACCAAAUGUGUAUCCGUUUGGAACUCCUUAUAAUGAUAUAUAUAAUGACUUGCGCUCGCAAUCGGUAGACCGGUAUAAGUCUAACGGGCUACUAGACAUGCUUGAUCGUAACCGAAAAAUCAAAAAGGCUCCCGAAAAAUGGCAUGAGGGUUCGAAAGUGUUUGAUUUCGUGUUUACUUGCGAGGAGCGAUGUUUCGACUCGGUUUGCGAAGAUCUCAUAAGUCGUGGCGGCGAUCUCAAUAAGAUCGUUCACAUCAUCAAUGUCAAUAUCAAGGACGACAACGAAAACGCGAAGAUUGGUGGGAAAGGGAUUUUGAGAUUGGCCGAUAUGCUAUCUGCCAAAGUUUCUGAAUGUGCAAAAACGGGAGAACCCUUUGAAGACUGUAUAAUGCAGCUUUUAACUCAAUGGCAAGAACAACAUCCUCAAUUGCCACUACUGUAUUCUCCAGCAUAUUACUAG
This is a messenger RNA of Lachancea mirantina, 615 nucleotides long. The record is from the annotation of a GenBank genome assembly. NCBI's taxonomy places the organism in Eukaryota, Fungi, Ascomycota, Saccharomycetes, Saccharomycetales, Saccharomycetaceae.